Messenger RNA from Impatiens glandulifera, 1270 nucleotides. RefSeq lists its product as uncharacterized. The transcript has 4 exons. The coding region runs from base 1 to 717 and encodes 238 amino acids. Lineage: Eukaryota; Viridiplantae; Streptophyta; Magnoliopsida; Ericales; Balsaminaceae. The record is from RefSeq and is a predicted model, not a curated record.
AUGGCCAGGUAUCCUAACAUGAUAAAUGAAACUUUUAGAUUUCAGAAAAUCCCACACCCUGAAGUACCAAAAGCAGAAUGGAGUGGGGACUGUGGUGUUUUGACAUCUUUGUCUAAGACAGCUGAAACUGCACUUUUAGAUGCGAUCCAAGCUCGAAAACACGGGGACACCCUAUAUUUUUGGGUCCGUUUGGAUGAGGAUCGUAGGAAUCCGUUACAACAGGAUUUUUGGUCGUUCUGCGAUGCUAUUAAUGCUGGGAAUUGCAGAUUUGCGUUUUCGGAGGCAAUGAAGAAGAUGUAUAGAAUAAAGAUUAACGUUACUUCUCUUCCUUCAAUGCCUGUUGAUGGGGAGACAUGGUCCGUAAUGCAUAGUUGGGUUUUGCCGACAAAAUCAUUUAUGGAGUUUAUAAUGUUCUCAAGGAUGUUUGUCAAUGCUCUCGACAAACAUGUUUACGAUGGGCACCCGAAAACCGGGCAUUGUUACUUAAGUCUAUGGAAGGAUAAGCAUUGCUACUCACGGAUGAUGGAACUAGUUGUGAAUGUGUGGGCAUAUCAUAGUGCGAGGCGAAUGGUGUAUGUGAAUCCGAAAACAUGUGUGAACCGGAGGGGUCAGAUGUGGGUGAAGUGGUUCUCGUACACGACACUCAAGGGCAUGGAUGAAGAUCUAGCUGAAGAAGCGGAUUCAGAAGGGCCUUCUUCUAGAAGGGCCUUCUUCUAGAAGGUGGCUAUGGCCAUCGACAGGUGAGGUUUUUUGGCAGGGAAUUUAUGAAAAGGAAAGGAAUCUGAAGAAUGUAGAGAAAGAGAAGAAAAGGAAAUAGAGUAGGGAUAAGUUAGAAAGAAUGAGAAGGAAACAUAGGCAGAAGACGAUUGGAAAGUAUGUUAAGCCUUCACCCGAAGGCGAGGAUGAAGUGGAAGGGGAAGAACGAGAAGUUUCGUUCUUGAACUCGAAUUCAAACAAAAACACAAACAAGACUACACAAAGAAGGUUAAGAUAGGAUAUAGUUUGUUUUGUUGGGUUCUUUCUUAAGAUAGUAUAUAGUUUGUUUUGUUGGGUUCUUUCUUUUCCUUGUUUGUUGUGGCUGGGGAAGAAAUGCUUUAAUAUUAGAAUCUAUUCCCAAAACAAUUUUCUAGUUUUUUUUUGGGUUUGUGGGUAUUUUUUUUUAUAAUGUAUGUAUGUAAUUGAUGUAUCCUUCCCAUUCCCAAAUCAAAUGUAUACCCAAUUCAUUGUCUAUUACUUGGAUUGAUUUAGAUAAAAAUUAUUUUAAAUUAAA